Messenger RNA from Oldenlandia corymbosa var. corymbosa, 1623 nucleotides. Lineage: Eukaryota; Viridiplantae; Streptophyta; Magnoliopsida; Gentianales; Rubiaceae. The record is from the annotation of a GenBank genome assembly.
CAAAUGGAGAUGGGGAUUUUCAUAAUAAUGUCAUAGUCUAGAUUCGUUUUCUCUACUCAUUCUUCCCUUUGAUUUAUUGCUCUCUCUCUCUCUCUCUCUCUCACCAAAUGUAUACAACUUCAUCAUCAUAAAUCACGAUAUAUAUUCGAUUCCUUCCAUCAACCACUUUGAUCACUUUCAUCUCAUAUGUGUGUUUAUAUAAGCUUCUCUCCUCUUGUUGCAAUUUUUGACAACCAUCUUAUUUUCUUCAACUUGAACUUUAAAAAACAUGGUGUUUGAUUCAUGUCCUGAUAUUUGCAAUACUAGACUUAGUCUUGGUCUAGGUUCUGUUAGUAUUAACAAAAAUGAUCUCCAAAAACAUGAAUCAUCUUCAUCAUCACCUAAAUCUUUUCCUUCUCUUACAUUGGGCUUUUCAUCAGAUCAUCUUCAUCAUCACGAAAAAACCUUAAAAAUGGAUGUUACUCCAAAAGAUGUUGUUAUUGAUCAUCAUCAUCAUCAAUCUAGUAUUACUGAUCUUGUGCAUGGAUCAGGAGGACAUCAGCAGCAGCAAGCUUCUUCAGGUAGUGCAGUUUCAUCGUUUUCGAAUUCGAGUGUGAAAAGGGAAAUCAGAGAAGUUAGUGGUACUGAUGAUCAAGAUGUGGAGGAAGAAAGAUAUUCCGGCAAGACUAAUGUUGCGGAUCAAGAACAAGAUGAAGAGGGUCCGAGGAAAAAGCUGAGAUUGACUAAAGAACAGGCUUUUGUGUUAGAAGAAAGUUUCAAAGAACAUAGUACUCUCAAUCCAAAGCAAAAACAAGCCUUAGCCAACAAAUUAAGUUUAAAGCCAAGACAAGUGGAGGUGUGGUUUCAAAACAGAAGAGCCAGGUAUAUAUUUAUGUUUUAUAAUUUUGAUUAUCGCAUCGACAAUUUGAUUAUUUAGUCAGAAUUAGAUGUAAACAUGCAUGAUUAAUACUUAGAACUCAUUAUUCUUAAUAUACUUGAGAAAAUUUUGGGCUUGAACAAACGUGAAUUCAUGAACUGAAUUUACCAUGUUUUUUUUCUUUUUUUUUUAGGACAAAAUUGAAGCAAACGGAAGUGGACUUUGAGAUAUUGAAAAAAUGCUGCGAGACAUUAAAGGAAGAGAACAAAAGAUUGCGCAAAGAACUUCAAGAGCUAAAAGCCAUGAAAAUGGUCGUACCACCGACCCCGUUUUACAUGCAGCUUCCGGCAGCCACCCUAACCAUGUGUCCGUCUUGCGAGACGAUCAGCGCUGCCACCGGCGUUGCUGCUAGUGGUGGUGGUUCCGGUGAGAGUUCUUCAAGAAUAUCUUUCUCCAUUGGAGGAAAGUCUCACUUGUAUAAUCCCUUUGCCAAUCACCCCUCAGCAGCUUGCUAGAUCAAAUUAAUUUUAAAUUUAAUUAGGAUUGAUAUGAUGAUGAUGAUGAUCCAUCAGUAUUAAAUUAAUUUAGCUGCAACAUAAUAUGGAUGAGAUUAGAGGUACAUAUGUCAUGUUUUAAAAUAUUUGUGAGUUGAGCAGAAAAUGUGGAAUUCCUUGAUAUUAAUUAGUACCCUCUUUUCGAACUCUUUUUGUACAUGUAUCCUGUAAAGUAUUCAGGUCCAGAUGAUAUAUACUACAACUUUUUAUCGA